This is a messenger RNA of Aedes aegypti (yellow fever mosquito), 3134 nucleotides long. It is a transcript of the gene Ndf, whose product is annotated as putative oxidoreductase GLYR1 homolog. Bases 461 to 2119 code for a protein of 552 amino acids. Gene Ontology annotation, molecular function: oxidoreductase activity, acting on the CH-OH group of donors, NAD or NADP as acceptor; NADP binding; NAD binding. Lineage: Eukaryota; Metazoa; Arthropoda; Insecta; Diptera; Culicidae. The transcript is spliced from 8 exons. The record is from RefSeq and is a predicted model, not a curated record.
UCCGCCAUUUUUUAUUAUCCCUCUGUUCGGUCGUUUAGCUUUUCAUUCCGUAAGCGCGUCGUUCACUGUGUGGCUUCUUUUCCCAGUUUAUCGCCAGGGAAAAAACGCAAAUUUCGGCACAAAAACGUAGCGGUUCCCCGUGGGAACCAGCCAGAAGUGAAGAUUAUCCGAUCGAGCGGAGAAAGGAAGUGAAAAUUCCGUGAAGUGGAACCGAUUGACAGUGAUUGGAAGCAAAAACCGGACACGGCGAAUUUUAGCGCGGCUGGAUCUCCCGGACGGUGUUUUCUUAUCGAAAGUUUUAUUUUCGUAGCGGUCACUUGAGGGCGUAGGAAUUGCCAACGGCAGCAAAUUGCCACCACUGGGAAGUGUUUCGUCGUGUUAUCAAAUCAGGAGAAGCAUCAGCUAUUUUCAUCAAUAACUUUUGGGCGGAAAAUCAAGGAAGCGUCACCCGGGAAGGAAAAUGACCGAUAGCAAAGGUUAUGCUGUUAACGAUCUGGUCUGGGCCAAGAUGAAAGGCUUCUCGCCCUGGCCAGGUCGUAUCUCGGAGCCCCCGGCAGAGCUUCGCCGUAUUACCGUCAAGAAAAACAUUCCCGUUCGAUGCAUUUUCUUCUUUGGUUCCAACAACUAUGCAUGGAUCGAGGAAACACAAAUCAAGCCAUACCAGGAGUUCAAAGAGAAGCUGCUCUCGUCGUGCAAGUCGGCCGGCUUCAAGGAGGCCGUCCAGCAGAUCGAAGAGUUCAUCGCCUCGCCGGAAAACUUCCAGCAUCUGUUCGCCUCGGAGCAGGACAACCGCCCCGAUCCGGACGUCGAGUUCAACAAACUGCGCGAAGGUGGCACCGAAAGCGGCGAGGAAACGACCGUCAACAACACGUCCACCCCGGCAGCGCUGGAAUCGGUCGAAACGACACCCGUAACGGCCAAGAAAUCCGCCGCCAAAAAGAAAGUACGUGCUUCACUGCCCAUCAAGUUGCAUGUGGAUAAGGCUGCUUCCACAACCAAAGCCCGCGCGAUAGGCAACAAAGCGAAAGCGGCAGCGGCCCUGAACGACACUUCAUCGCCCAAACGCAAACGGAAAAUCCUCAACGAUACCGCCGGCGAUGUGUCCUCACUUGAUCUCGACACUUUCUCCCCGGUGCGGCGCAAUGUACCUGUAUCACAUCUGUUGAACCGACCAACGGUUGCCCGCCCGGCAACGCCGGAAAUCGAUAUGACCAGCGUGUCGAACGCGCUCCAGUCGCGCAACAUUCAGGCCUCGAAUCUGAAGUUCGGCUUCCUCGGACUCGGCAUCAUGGGCUGCGGCAUGGUCAAGAAUCUACUCAAUUCCGGCCACUCGGUCGUGGUUUGGAACCGGACGGCCACCAAGUGUCGGAAGUUCCAGGAAGCGGGCGCCGAAGUCGCCGACACCCCGUCGGACGUGAUCGAAAUGACCGAUGUGACGUUCUCGUGCGUUGCCGAUCCCCAGGUUGCCAAAGAGUUGGUAUUCGGAAAUUGUGGCGUCAUGUCGGCCAAUCUGGUCGGCAAAGGCUACGUUGAGAUGACCGGCGUCGAUCCCGAAACGUCACAUGACAUUGCAGAGCAAAUUAUCGCCAAGGGAGGACGAUAUCUAGAAGCACAAAUUCAGGGAUCCAAGAACCAAGCGGAAGAGGGAACGUUAAUAAUUCUGGCCGCCGGCGAACGGUUGCUGUUCGAGGAAUGCCAGACCUGCUUCGAGGCCAUCUCGCGCAACUCGUUCUACAUGGGCGACGUGGGCAAUGCCACCAAGAUGAAUCUGGUCCUGCAGAUGAUCUCCGGCGUGAUGCUGGCCGGUAUUGCCGAAGGGCUGGCGCUGGCCGAUCGAGCGGGUCUUCAACAGAAGGAUGUCCUGGAAGUGCUGGAACUGACAAGCAUGUCGUCAGAGCUGGUCAUGCAGAAGGGAAAUGCAAUCAUCAAGGGUGAAUUCCCGCCCCAGCAGGCACUGAAGCACAUGCAGAAGGACCUCAAGCUGGCGCUGAACAUGGCCGAAGGUCUGGAGCAGCCCCUGCCCAUCACGGCCGCCUCCAACGAGGUGUACAAGCACGCGAAACGCCUCGGCUACGGUUCCCACGAUUCCAGCGCAGUUUACGUGCGGGCAAGGUUUUAACAGCGACUCGGUCUAGCGCUGAAAGGAGGAGAUGUGAGCUUGAAGAGUUGAACGGCGACGAUGAAGAAGGAAUGCAUAUAACAGCGUGGGGAUGGACCAAGAUGGAUGGAAUAACGCAUCCCUGUUGGGCACCCCCGAAAUGUUGGGGUGUGUAGGGACGGCGUGGACGUUUGAAAAAAGGUUGAAGGAUUAUUUUUAGUAGCUAUUUUUUUGUUUUCUUUUAGUAGCAAAAACGAAUCCCUUUUCAGGAGGUUUAAACGUGACUACGCAAGUAGAUGGUGAAUAAGAAGAAAUCUGGUAAUUUAUAUUUUACCUGUUUAAGCAAUAAGACUACAAUUUCGGAAAGUAAACUGAUAAAUUCUAUGGUAAAAAAACACAUUUCUUUUGAUGUAAAUGAUUUUUGUGCACCUCCCAUGCGAAGAAAAUAGAUCCCGCACUAAAUAGCCAGCAGCAGCACAUUUGACUGUACUAUUUCCCCAAAAAAAAAGCAACACAAAAACCGUGGGAAUUAUGUGCAAACCUCGAUUUCCUUGAGUCAGGAAGGAAACAAGUCGCCUCUAUUAAAAAAAACUACUUUUGCCUAUAUUAUAGUUUUACAUUGUAAGUUUUAUUAAUGAAAGAAUAAGAUGCACGAAAAAAAAGAAGAGGGUGGAUUAUAAUUUUCUGUUUCGUAGUUGAUUUAUUUUAUAACGAAAUUAAAGUGGAUCAUUUACAACAGUUCAUUAGGGGGGAUAAUCCGAAUCGAAUCCGGUUGGGGGGUUCGCCAUUAAGAGGCCGGACGAGAAAAGUAUCUAUAGAGAACGAACAGAAUAUUUGUCGUACGCCCACUUACGCACUGGAAGAAAAAAAAAACGAACAGAUAUAUUUUAUUUUUAUUGUUUCCUAAGUUUGACUAGCUUUUCCAAAUCAUCAAUACCAGACAAGAGCAUAGAAAUAAAAAACAAACAAAUCAUAAUGGAUUUCUAUUUUCGUGAAACAAGUGGAUCGUAAAAUAAAUGAAAAGUGUUUAAAACAA